Messenger RNA from Dentiscutata erythropus, 814 nucleotides. Lineage: Eukaryota; Fungi; Glomeromycota; Glomeromycetes; Diversisporales; Gigasporaceae. The record is from the annotation of a GenBank genome assembly.
AUGAAAAACAAUAGUGUUUCUCGUGAGGCUCGCAGAAAGCGUAAAAGCAAAAAAAGUAAAACAUCCCAACAACGUAAAGCCCGACUUGCUCAUGAAUGCGAAAGAAAAUGGCAAAAAAAAAUGCAGAAGACCAGUGAAGAGUGCGAAGUGCGUAUGUCACGUGAACGCGAUAGAAAACGGAAAGAGAGAGAAAUGGAAACUAAUGAGCAACAUGAAGAAUAUCUAAAUUAUCAGCGUCAUUUUCGUGAACAAAUUAAACAACAAAAUCUGUCACGGAUAAUUGAAGAACUGGAUCCAAUUAUAAACACUCAGAGGAAUUGUAGUCAUCAUCAAACUGACAUUAACACCACAAAUAUUGAAGCAGUUUUCUCUGCUGAACUUACUGAAAUAGAUCGUGAUCUAUUAAAAAAGUUUCGCACUAAAAUGAAUAAUCUUAAACACACUCUUUGUCCUGUAUGUAAUAAGUGCUUUCCGUCAAUAGUGUUAGUUAAGGGUGAAUGCAGGUGUUGUUACAAUGAGAAAAGUACGCCAAAAAAAUUCUCAGCAGAAAAUAAUAUGGACCCUAGUGAUAUGCCCAAAGAACUUAAAGGUCUUACCGAAAUAGAAGAGAUGCUUAUAGCACAAGUUUUUCCAGUAAUGUCUGUAUAUAGACUUCGCGGAGGACAACUGGGGUAUCGUGGUAAUGUUAUAAAUUUUCCCCAGGACAUACGAGAGUUUACUACUCGCCUUCCUCGGCAUCCAUCUUCAUUAGAUAUACUGAUUGUGCGUCGUCAGUCUGGAGAUUCAACUUCUUUUAGGGACUUCAAUUUUUGGC